Syngnathus acus (greater pipefish) is the source of this 1380-nucleotide messenger RNA. RefSeq names its product akirin-2-like. The transcript has 5 exons. NCBI's taxonomy places the organism in Eukaryota, Metazoa, Chordata, Actinopteri, Syngnathiformes, Syngnathidae. Gene Ontology annotation, biological process: positive regulation of innate immune response; positive regulation of transcription by RNA polymerase II. The coding region runs from base 212 to 844 and encodes 210 amino acids. Gene Ontology annotation, cellular component: chromatin; nucleus. The record is from RefSeq and is a predicted model, not a curated record. Gene Ontology annotation, molecular function: transcription coregulator activity.
GACGUCACUAUCCGGGGGGGAAGCCGAUAUCCUCGUAACGAAAACAAGCGAGCAGCCGAGCCGCGUCUUGCUAAAGCUAGCUCCGCUAUCUUUAACGGCAGUCAGCCCGGUGCUGGGCUGCGAGCUCCCUCAACUUUUUUUUUCCAACAACCAACUUUUGAAAGACACUUCAACUACUGUACAAGACACGCUCUUUUAAAAGUUUAAAGCAAUGGCGUGCGGAGCUACCUUGAAGAGGACCAUGGAUUUCGAUCCACUCAUGAAUCCCGCUUCCCCUAAAAGACGAAGAUGCAUUCCCGUGUCUCAAUCGUCGUCCUCCCCCAGGAAGUAUCUAAGCUUGGAGCCCUCGCCAUUCGGGGAGUCGUCAUCCAGACUGAGCGCAGGUAAUCCUAGCAAAGUUGAGGACCACGGGCCUUUGCAACCUGUUGUUCAGGCUCAUCAAGACGAAUAUUUUGUGCUAAAUGUCCUUCCUCCCCCAGAACAAAUCCUCCACAGCAUCAAGCAGGAGUACAAACGCAUACAAAAGAGGAAGCAUCUAGAGGCUGGGGGCUACCAGCCAUCAGAGUGCUGCUGCUCUCCAGAAUCUCCUCCUCCAUCCCAGUCCACAAUGUCAGUGACAUCUUCCGGAGGCGCUUCCCCGUCUAGGAAGGAGCAACCUCUAUUUACCCUCAGACAAGUUGGGAUGAUCUGUGAACGUCUUCUGAAAGAAAGGGAAGAAAAGGUGCGGGAGGAGUAUGAGGAGACCAUGACGUCCAAACUGGCAGAACAAUACGACACCUUUGUGAAGUUCACACACGACCAGCUCAUGCGAUUCGGGGAACAACCUGCAAGCUAUGUUUCCUGAGCUCACAUGGCGUCCGUCUUUCAUUGCAUACGGAUCAUGUGACAACUCCAGCAAGGAAAAACAAAUACACACACACACACACAAAAACACUCAUCGUUGUUACGAGAUUCAGUUUAGUUUAAAUCAAACUUUCUUACUGUGCCAUAUUUCUGUGGUUGGGCAAAUGGUUGUAAACAACCCGGUGCUUCCCGAUGUAAGCGCAACCCCCUCCCCUUAACCUUCUCACCUGUGUGGUUGGUCACAGCUGUGUGUGCGCCGACAAUUCUCACACUUUUUGUGACCAUUUCCAGCUUUUACCAGCUUGUUCACUCUUUGGUUUGUUACGUGUAAAUAUGUUGGAACAGCACUGGGUAUGCUGUCAGAAGGAAGCUUAAAGUUGCCCCUCCAUUUAUUCAUUUUUAUAAUUAAGUAGGCCAAAUAGAUUAUUUUUUUCCCUUCCCUGACCAAGUGUUUUAUUUAUUUCCCUUUGUUUUAUUUGUAUAACUUUGAAUCCAUUAUACUUAAUCUGAAAACAAUAAAGGACUUUUAAUUUUAAA